GGAGGGUAUUUCAUUAGGCUGAGUCAUUGCUUGCGAGAGAAGGAGGAGGCCUGAAGAGCAUCCCUCGCCAAAGCACUCUGCAGAGAAAUCUGGAGGAGGAAUUUAUAAAGCAAGGUAAAGCGCACGCAUCUGCAGCACUGAAAACAGGCAUAAAGGUGAGGAGGUGGAAAGGCUGAGAGGAAUUCAGAGUCAGCCUUGAAAGAACGGGACUGUGGGAGUGGAACAAAAGCUGUAUAUUCACACCUACCUGCAUCACUCUGAGAAGAAAAAGGGAGGAUCCUUUAAAAGAGCUGACUCAGAAACAUUCACAAAUCUUGGAGAAACCUAAAGGCCUGCCCCAUUCAAGCAUCAUUUCUUGAAUUCACUGUAUUAACUCCUUCUCGCCUGGAUUUCCUCCAUGUUUGUGAGCAUCUUUGUUCCUGUGUGCUGCACACAAGGUUGUCUUUGCCAUCGGACUGAAAAUCUAAACCUCAUACAUUAACUGAAUGCAGGACACUGGAUCAAGCUUAAAACAUUUCUGUUGUCUGGACAUUAGCUAAUCACUUAAAUAAUUUUUGGUGCCAUCAUCUGAACAUUUGUUAAAUAAACUGCAGCAGUAAAGCAGAUAAAGCCUUCAUUCAAAGAACAGAUUUUUUAUUUCAUCUGGCCUGAAAACCACAGAAAAUGAAUUUGAGAGAGACUCUGAAAAUACUUUCUACAUUCCAAUGUUUGGGAAGGUAAAUAUUUCAAUUUUUAGUUUUCAUAUCAGGAAGAAGACAUCAGUUACAAAACCAUCAUCAUUGCUGUUUGCAAAGCCUUUUUUAUUCAAAGAUGUAUCAUUCCUUUUCUGCUGUCACUGUAUGUAAAAUAAAGCAAUAGGGCUACGCUUUUGAAACUGUAUUAUGGGAAGUCUGAAGUUCAAAUUCUGCUGCAAAACCUAUUGCUUCCCAUGUGGAAUAUCAUACAACUUGAAUGAUCUUUGCUUCCUGUCAUCCUGUAAAGAAAUGUAUAUGGUAGUAAUUACAACAUCUUGAUGUAUUAAUUGUAUGAAGGUAUACUGCAAAAGUGUGCACCAGAAAAAAGGAAUUAAGGUCAAACUGUGCAACAGAGAAUACAAAUAAUGCCACAUGUUUUAAGUGACUGAAUAUUGAAUGGAAUAGUUGCAUGAUGAAACAUUUCUGUCAGCACACCUGGAUUAAAACGAUCUGGAUUUAUAUCUCUCUCAAUACAUACCUGUCACACAGCCAGCAAAAAUAAAAGCAAAAGCAGCAGAAGAAAAGUAAGACACAGACGCCUCGGGAAUUGUUUUCAAUUCAUUUCAGAGUGAAAAAAAAUCAAAUGUUCUAAACGAAAUAAAGUAGUUCUGAAUAUUUCUGGGUAACAAGUUAUUCUAGGGACAUCACUGAAAAAAAUAAAUGGUGCAUUAUCUGUUCUGAGCCUGUUGCACUAUUUAUAAUUGAUGAUAUGCAAAAGACAUAAGCACUUGGCUCUGUUUAAAGUGAGUGUAGUGGAUUUCAUUAUCCUUCUGUUCUAUAAUUAAGGAAAUAAAAGCAAAGAAAGAUAAUAUAAGACUCAGCUGUACUACUGACAUAUGGUUUCAUCCUGAAUUUAACUGCAAGCAUUAUCACUUGUACAUGUAUACGAAGCCCUGAAGAUCGUUUUCAUUUAAUAAAGCAGUACUGCAGGAAAUUGCUUUUUUUAAUACUGAAGAAAUCCUUAUUAGAAUUUGAGAAUUUCCCUUUAUGAUAUAGCUGCCUAAAUGCAUUUUCUAGAUGUCCUUUUCAAAUGCAUUUAAAAAUGUUUUGUAACAGCUGUUCUUCCAUAUGAACAUGUUUAUUUACAGUACUAAAGGAAAUUUUAAGUAGUAUUUCAUGCAGAGAAUGCAUGACAUACAGCUGAUUCAGAUGCCUGCACAUACUUAGCAUUUCGGUUGUUAAUACGUUUAACAUGCAUUUUCCUCUAUCCACACUUAUUGGCUUAAAUGUUUGAAAGAACAACUCAGCAGUUCAUUAAUUUGAUGCCCGUGUGCAACUGCAAAUAGGCAUCCUUAAAACCCUGAGGCACAUAACUGUUCUAACAGGAACGUGUGGGGGAUUUCAAACUGCAAAGACUCCUGUCACUUCUAGAGAAACACCAUCAGCUGUGAGGCUCUUUGACACUUGCAUUGCUCUCUGUAUUGCUUGCUCCAGCGUGAGUGAAAUAGUACAUUACUUCACAGAGCUGAUAUUUAGAACCUUGGAAAAAAGAGAAUGGCAUUUCUGUGACAAAUCUUUUUAUUUACUUAGUUUUUUUUCUUUUCAUGAUGUCUUUUUUUCUUUCAUUUUACCUUUCUGAGUAUCACAAAAACCCUCAUUAUUUUUUUCAAUGUUAAAGUUUGCACUGCAAUAUAUGCUUCACAUUUCUUUUGCUCACAGUAAAUCUGGAUGCAUUUUUACAUCAAAUGAUUGAGAAUUCUCCCUUUCUAAUUAAAACUUACCUUUGAGCUCAGGCAUUAAGAACAGAGGACUGCCAACAUGACCCAUGUAAAGUAUCAGCUUUCUGAAGUGUCUGCUACUACACAUAGACCUUUGGCAUGAAACUGAGAAGGCAAUAUUCAAGAACUGUAUAUAAUAUAUUUGCUUCUGGGAACCCCCUAAACUAGUGUUGGGACUGGGAUGUUUUGAGAGAUGGUGACGAGAGAUGUCUGGGGAAUACGAAGAAGAGAGGUGCAAGAGUGCUUUAGCACUGGUCGAGGAGCUUUGUUUCAACUUAAGGGCCUACAAGGAAUAUGAAAAAUGUUUGGAAUUUGCAGAAUACCUUCCAAAAUAUGCUGUACCCAGGCACACUGACAAAGAUAUUUCAGUGAGCCUUCUGUCUGUCAUUGUCACAUUUUGUGGAAUUGUUUUGCUGGGGGUUUCACUCUUCGUCUCCUGGAAGCUGUGCUGGAUCCCAUGGAGGGACAAAGGCUCAUCGCAAACUCAAAGGAAAGACCAUCAUCAUCUCCAUCAUCAUCACCACUCACAUUUUGGGGAUCUGGUGGAACGGGUUGAACUGGGACCUGAAAUGCCAGAGAGGUCCUAUCUUGAUAUGGACUCAUACCCUGAUAACAGCAUUAAAGUGAGCCAGACAUCUCCUGAUUUUCCAGGAGAGGCUCAGACAGGGAGUAAAGAAGGUUUCAUCCCCAAUGCUCAUUCACACCAACAGGUUGCAAACAUUGCUCCUGUGCCCAGUAGGUAUAACACUCUACCAAGACAAAUGCCCCAACAUUUGUCAAGUCCAGAUUUUGCUGGCCACCUUGAGGAAAAGCCAGAACAGGCUACCAGCAUUGGACAGAUCAAACCAGAACUGUACAAGCAGAGGUCAGCUGAUGCAGAGACCAAGAAGAUGGAAAUGGAGCCAUGCGGCAGGAUUAAUUUUGCCUUACGUUACACAUACAAUACAGAGCAGCUUGUUGUCAAAAUACUGAAAGCAUUAGACCUUCCAGCAAAGGAUGCCAAUGGUUUUUCUGACCCAUAUGUGAAAAUAUAUCUCUUGCCAGACCGGAAAAAGAAAUUUCAAACCAAAGUUCACAGGAAAACUCUGAAUCCCGUUUUCAAUGAGACCUUUCAUUUUAAUGUUUCUUAUAAUGAACUUCAGAAUCGAAAGCUGCACUUCAGCGUGUAUGACUUUGAUCGAUUCACACGGCAUGAUUUGAUUGGCCAGGUGGUGGUGGAUAAUUUGUUUGAGGCUUCUGACCUUUCAGAGGAGACCAUGGUUUGGAGAGAUAUCUUAGAAGGAAAUUCUGAAAAGGCUGAUCUGGGUGAGAUCAAUUUUUCUCUCUGCUACCUACCAACUGCUGGCAGGCUGACUGUAACAAUAAUAAAGGCAACUAAUCUGAAGGCCAUGGAUCUCACUGGAUUUUCAGAUCCAUAUGUGAAGGCUUCUCUCAUCUGUGAUGGGCGCCGGCUGAAAAAACGCAAGACCUCUAUCAAGAAAAAUACACUGAAUCCCAUUUACAAUGAGGCACUGGUCUUUGACAUUCCUAAUGAAAAUAUGGACAAUGUCAGCCUCACAAUUGCUGUAAUGGACUAUGACUGCAUAGGUCAUAAUGAAGUGAUCGGGAUGUGCCGUGUUGGAAAUGAUGGCGAUGCAGCUGGAAGAGACCAUUGGAGUGAGAUGCUAGCAAAUCCCAGGAAACCUAUUGAACACUGGCAUCAGCUUAUGGAGGGCUCAGAUGACUGGAAUUCCUCUGCCUCAUCUACUCUGCAGAUCAUUCCUUGCAUUUGCAAACAGGAAAAGAAAUUUCCAUGAACUCUCAUGCAGCAGAAGAAAAUAUCUGAUUUAGUCAAUCAGUUCUCCAGACCAUUGAACAUUUUAUUCCUUUUAAAGCCAUAAGAGAGUAGCAAGAAUUCAUGGGAAACAGAAACAUAACUUUAAACAGUGUUAUGCAAUGAAAGAAAGAUGGAUUACUGGAGAAAAGGGCACAUAGUAUAAAAUAUGUGGAUAGUCAUAGCAGUAGACGUUUGACUCAUGAUUUGACAAUUUAAGAACUAAUGGAUUCACAAAAUGAAUUCCAUCUUCUUGAGUGUUCUACUUCUAGGAACUGAAAAAGGCGUCUUUCACCAAAACUGUGAUACUGUGAGCGAGUAAUGUCGUAGAGUGCUAUACCCUCUUUCACUUUAGGCCAUCUAUAUACCUUGCAUAUCAAAUUCUCAACAAAAGCUUCUGUCAAAAACUCAGACAAAUAUAAGUGUCAGACAUGUUAAGUUUGCAUGCUGUAAUAAAAUGUGAAAAUGUAACAUUUUGUGGAGGGGAGACAUUUGUUGUGUUUUCUUCCUAUUAUAGAUAUACCUGUACCUGCCAUUACCUUGCUCCUUCUGUAAAAUGUUUCUCCCACUAAAAUUACAGUAUUUCAGGUGUAA
Molecule: messenger RNA, 4859 nt
Organism: Protopterus annectens (West African lungfish)
Lineage: Eukaryota; Metazoa; Chordata; Ceratodontiformes; Protopteridae
Gene: SYT3
Product: synaptotagmin 3
Exons: 7
Coding region: 2659-4248 (529 amino acids)
Biological process (GO): regulation of calcium ion-dependent exocytosis; regulation of dopamine secretion; calcium-ion regulated exocytosis
Cellular component (GO): membrane
Molecular function (GO): phosphatidylserine binding; SNARE binding; calcium-dependent phospholipid binding
Source: RefSeq, a predicted model, not a curated record